Messenger RNA from Pipistrellus kuhlii (Kuhl's pipistrelle), 1136 nucleotides. It is a transcript of the gene REP15, whose product is annotated as RAB15 effector protein. The coding region runs from base 154 to 858 and encodes 234 amino acids. Gene Ontology annotation, biological process: receptor recycling. The record is from RefSeq and is a predicted model, not a curated record. Lineage: Eukaryota; Metazoa; Chordata; Mammalia; Chiroptera; Vespertilionidae. The transcript has a single exon.
UUAGCUACACCAAAUAAGCUGCGGAGUUAGAAAACUGGGACCACAUUCACAGAUACGACUUCACUGCAGGACAUUCACUCGGAGAAAGAAGUCAUUCAGAACAAAGGCCACAUGUUUGGUAUCUGGAAGCGGUAUUGAUUGGGUGCAGAGGAAAUGGGGCAGAAACAGUCCCAACAGCCGUCUCCCAAGGACAGCCAAGAGGUUCUCAGCGUCUGUGAGGUGUUCAGUGGAGCUAUCGCGCAUGCCGCUCAGAAACUGGAGGAGUUCCUUGGAUUUGAAGACCCUCUGAGCAAUCUGAGCCCGGCUCCAGACACUCUGAAUGAGAUCUUCUUAAUCCACUUCGUCACUUUCUGCCAAGAAAAGGGCGUGGAUGAGUGGCUCACCACCACCAAGAUGACCAAGCACCAAGCCUUCCUGUUUGGGGCCGAUUGGAUUUGGACCUUUUGGGGAUCUGAUAAGCAGAUAAGGCUCCAGCUGGCGGUACAGACUCUGCCUAUGUCUUCUCUUCCUCCUGUUGCGUCUAAGCCUUGUGAGUCCUCCAAUCCAGAAUCCAGGGCAGAGUCUUCCCGGAAGAGCAGAUUUGAAAAGCUAGACGAAUUCUGUAGCUUGAUAGGAGAGGAUUGUCUGGGCCUGUUUCUCAUCUUUGGGGUGCCAGGAAAACCUAAAGACAUCAGAGGGGUUGUCCUGGACAGCGUCAAAAGGGAGAUGGCCAGGGGCCGUUUGCCAGGAGGGAAGGCUGUGGCACAAUUUGUUCUGCAAACGAAAGACUGUGUCUCCGUUAGGGAGCUGCUUGGAAACUGUCUGAGUAAGAAAGAUGGGCUGCGAGAGGUGGGUAAGGCAUAUAUUAGUGUCCUCUGAAUUGGGUUUGUGUGAUGAGACUGGCCUGUGAGAUGAAAAGGAAAAGAUAUUUUCUCCUAGUAAGCAAGCUCUUCCACUUGCAUCAUCCCAGCAUGUAAUUCCCCUUCCCUCUCCCACAUUGAAUGAAAUGAUCACCUGGACAAAACAUAUUAGUGUCAUGAUUAUGGAUGGAGAUUUCCAUGUUGUUGGGAAAACUGACAAUUGAGAUUACUCUUUCAUUUAUUUACUCAAUAAUAAAAAUGGGAGGAGAGAACAAUAAAGUCACCCUUAACGUUUGA